AUGAGUCGUAGGGUAAGGAGGAAGUUGGAGGAGAAAGGGAAAGAGAAAGUUGUCUUGCCAAGUUAUCCUGAGACUAGCGACGAGGAAUUAGUAGAUGGUUUUGCUGAUUGGACUAGUUUGCCUUAUGACACUGUGCUUCAGCUCUUCACUUGUUUGAAUUACCGCGAUCGAGCUAGCUUGGCGUCGACUUGCAAGACAUGGAGAGGUCUUGGCUCUUCUUCUUGCUUGUGGAGUUCGUUGGACCUUCGUGCUCACAAGUUUGAUGCUUCAAUGGCGACUUCUCUUGCCUCUAGGUGUGUGAAUCUUCACCAGUUGAGGUUUCGUGGAGUUGAGUCAGCUGAUUCCAUUAUAAACCUCAGAGCAAAGAAUCUUCUUGAGCUAAGCGGGGACUAUUGCAGGAAGAUCACAGAUGCGACAUUGUCAAUGAUCGUGGCGCGUCACGAGGUGCUUGAGAGUCUCCAGCUUGGACCUGACUUUUGUGAGAAGAUCACUAGUGAUGCUAUUAAAGUUGUAGCCUUUUGCUGUCCAAAGCUUAAAAGGCUUCGCCUUUCAGGGAUAAGAGAUGUCACUGGUGAAGCCAUUGAAGCUCUGGCCAAGCAUUGUCCACAGUUGAGCGAUCUCGGGUUCUUAGACUGUCUAAACAUCGACGAGGAGGCAUUGGGGAAAGUUGUAUCUGUGCGUUAUCUCUCUGUUGCUGGGACGUCAAACAUAAAAUGGUUGAUCGCGUCGAACAAAUGGGAUAAGCUUCCGAAGCUUACCGGUUUGGAUGUCUCGAGGACUGAUAUUAGUCCCACGGCGGUUUCUAGGCUCUUGACGUCGUCACAGAGCUUGAAAGUUUUGUGUGCUUUAAACUGUUCUGUUUUGGAAGAGGAUACAAGUUUCAUCAGCUCUAAUAGGUUUACAGGGAAAGUCUUGCUUGCUCUGUUUACUAAUGUUUUCGAUGGAGUUGCUUCUAUAUUCGCCGAUACUACAAAGAAACCAAAGGAUAUAUUUUCAUACUGGAGAGAAGUGAGGAUCAAAGCCAAGGAUAGAGCCGUUGAUGACAUGAUGCGUUGGAUCGAAUGGAUUGUUUCUCAUGCACUUUUACGGACUGCAGAGGGAAAUCCACAUGGAUUGGAUGGUUUCUGGCUGAAUCAGGGAGCUGCAUUGUUGCUUACUUUGAUGCAAAGCUCACAGGAAGAUGUCCAAGAGAGAUCAGCUACUGGACUUGCGACUUUCGUAGUGAUCGAUGAUGAGAAUGCGAGUAUAGACUGUGGAAGAGCUGAAGCUGUAAUGAAAGAUGGAGGGAUCCGUCUUCUUCUUGAACUUGCGAAAUCAUGGCGAGAAGGGCUUCAGUCAGAAGCUGCAAAGGCUAUUGCAAAUUUGUCAGUAAAUGCUAAUGUUGCAAAGUCUGUUGCUGAGGAAGGAGGAAUCAAAAUUCUUGCUAAUUUGGCAAAGUCAAUGAACAGACUUGUGGCUGAGGAAGCUGCUGGUGGACUAUGGAAUCUCUCUGUGGGAGAAGAGCAUAAGAAUGCUAUUGCUCAGGCUGGAGGAGUGAAGGCACUAGUCGAUCUUAUAUUUAGAUGGCCGAAUGGCUGUGAUGGAGUCUUGGAACGAGCUGCGGGAGCAUUAGCAAACUUAGCAGCGGAUGAUAAAUGCAGCAUGGAGGUCGCAACAGCGGGAGGUGUACAUGCCCUUGUGAUGUUAGCUCGCGAUUGCACGUACGAGGGAGUGCAAGAACAGGCCGCUCGUGCUUUAGCUAAUUUGGCUGCUCAUGGAGAUAGCAACAAUAACAAUGCUGCUGUUGGACAAGAGGCAGGGGCAUUAAAAGCUCUUGUUCAACUUACGGAAGCGCCUCAUGAAGGCGUUAGACAGGAAGCUGCUGGUGCUCUAUGGAAUCUGUCAUUUGAUGACAAGAAUCGAGAAUCAAUCGCUGCAGCUGGUGGUGUUGAAGCUUUGGUGACACUCGCGCAGUCUUGCUCAAAUGCAUCCACAGGUCUUCAAGAAAGAGCAGCUGGUGCUCUUUGGGGAUUGUCAGUGUCAGAAGCAAACAGCAUUGCGAUUGGACGUGAAGGUGGGGUUCCACCUCUAAUUGCACUUGCUCGGUCUGAAGCAGAGGAUGUACAUGAAACUGCAGCAGGAGCUCUAUGGAAUCUAGCUUUUAAUCCGGGAAACGCACUCCGCAUUGUGGAGGAAGGAGGAGUUCCAGCUCUUGUUGACUUAUGUUCGUCUUCCGUCUCAAAAAUGGCUAGGUUCAUGGCUGCAUUAGCUUUGGCAUACAUGUUUGAUGGAAGGAUGCAUGAAUACGCUGUGAUGAUAGGAACUUCUACAACAGAGAGCACAUCGAAAAGCAUUAGCUUAGACGCGGCAAAGAAAAUGGCUCUUGAGCACAUUAAAGCUUUUGUUAUAACUUUCAUGGAUCCUCAGGUCUUUGUAGCUGCAGCUGUUUCAUCCACACCUACUAUGUUGGCACAAGUCUCUGAGAGAGCUCGCAUACCAGAAGCUGGCCACUUGAGAUGCAGUGGUGCUGAAAUUGGAAGGUUUGUAUUUAUGUUACGCAAUCCUUCUUCCACACUCAGAGCAUGUGCUGCGUUUGCGCUUCUUCAGUUUACAAUACCCGGUGGUCGUCAUGCAAUGCAUCACGCAAGCCUUAUGCAGGACGGAGGAGAAGCAAGAGUCCUUCGUUCUGUAGCUGCGGCUUCAAUCAUGCCUCGUGAAGCUAAGAUAUUUGCCAAAAUUAUCCUUCGGAAUCUCGAGCAUCACCAUGGGGAAUCUUCCAUAUAA
Molecule: messenger RNA, 2763 nt
Organism: Microthlaspi erraticum
Lineage: Eukaryota; Viridiplantae; Streptophyta; Magnoliopsida; Brassicales; Brassicaceae
Source: the annotation of a GenBank genome assembly